UCUCCAACCCGAAUAACCAUGGAUAUAAGGCCGAAUAAUACGAUUUACAUCAAUAACCUCAAUGAAAAAGUCAAGAAAGAUGAACUGAUUAAAUCUUUGUAUGCUAUUUUCUCACAAUUUGGCCAAAUAUUAGAUAUUGUAGCUCUGCGUACACUAAAAAUGAGAGGACAAGCUUUCGUUAUAUUUAAAGAAAUUGCUAGUUCUACAAAUGCACUUCGAAGCAUGCAAGGGUUUCCAUUUUAUGACAAGCCAAUGAGAAUUCAGUAUUGUAAAACCGACAGUGAUAUUAUAGCAAAGAUGAAAGGUACAUUCCAAGAACGUCCUAAAAAGCACAAGCCACCAAAGCCAGUUAUUCCACCAGAAGAGAGAAAGGCUAAGAAAAGCAAAAGUUCUAACAGUGAUGGCACUACAUCCCAUUCAUCAAACAACCCUAAUGCAGAACAACCACCAAAUCAAAUUUUGUUCCUUACUAACUUACCAGAUGAAACAACAGAAAUGAUGUUAUCCAUGUUGUUCAACCAGUUCCCUGGUUUCAAAGAAGUCAGAUUAGUCCCCAAUCGUCACGAUAUCGCCUUCGUUGAGUUUGCUACUGAAUUGCAGAGUGGUGCUGCUCGAGAUGCUUUACAAGGAUUCAAAAUUACUCCAUCCCAUGCUAUGAAAAUAUCAUUUGCUAAAAAAUAAUGUUAAUUUUUGUAUUU
Molecule: messenger RNA, 698 nt
Organism: Ctenocephalides felis (cat flea)
Lineage: Eukaryota; Metazoa; Arthropoda; Insecta; Siphonaptera; Pulicidae
Gene: snf
Product: U1 small nuclear ribonucleoprotein A
Exons: 4
Coding region: 19-681 (220 amino acids)
Biological process (GO): mRNA splicing, via spliceosome
Cellular component (GO): U1 snRNP
Molecular function (GO): U1 snRNA binding
Source: RefSeq, a predicted model, not a curated record